Messenger RNA from Rotaria sordida, 243 nucleotides. Lineage: Eukaryota; Metazoa; Rotifera; Eurotatoria; Philodinida; Philodinidae. The record is from the annotation of a GenBank genome assembly.
AUGUUAUCCUUAUUUACCAUUAGUUUCAGUAAUUUUAUUCCAUCAACAUUUAAACUUAAAGAAAAACGACAAGAAUUAGCCAAUAAACUUUUAGCAAUAUUUAAUCAAGAUGUUUUUUCUUCUCAAUUAUCAAAUAAAAUCAGUGUAAUAUGGAGUGGUUGUUUAACAGCUGCGGCUGGCCAUUGUACAACUCGACGAACAACAUGUACUGCUGUAAUUACACUUUCACAUAAAGUUUCAUGA